AUGGCUAACUCUCCGCUACCCUCACUGACAUUAGACUUACAAAAAAAAUUAACCGAGGAUGGUGUUCUUAAAGCUCAAAAAUAUUUCAUCAAGUUUUGGGCUUCAUACUUGUGGGAAGUUACAAAUACCAAACCAACAAAGUUUGAUUAUCACAAUUUAGCGACGAGUAUUGUACAGGCUUAUUCAGAACUCAAAGGUGGAUCUAAUGAAUGUGAGAUCGUUCGAAGCCAAUUAAGUAUCUGGAUAAGAAAUCAUCGUUAUGGGUUGAAAAAGACUGGAAGUAUUAAAAGAGACCAUGAUGGGAAUAACAAGCCUCCAACAGCUCAAACGGUUUUCGUGGAAAAUCAUACGUAA
Messenger RNA from Cotesia congregata, 354 nucleotides. NCBI's taxonomy places the organism in Eukaryota, Metazoa, Arthropoda, Insecta, Hymenoptera, Braconidae. The record is from the annotation of a GenBank genome assembly.